Aspergillus homomorphus CBS 101889 is the source of this 1915-nucleotide messenger RNA. RefSeq names its product triglyceride lipase ATG15 (gene atg15). The record is from RefSeq and is a predicted model, not a curated record. Gene Ontology annotation, biological process: piecemeal microautophagy of the nucleus; macroautophagy; multivesicular body membrane disassembly. Gene Ontology annotation, molecular function: glycerophospholipase activity. NCBI's taxonomy places the organism in Eukaryota, Fungi, Ascomycota, Eurotiomycetes, Eurotiales, Aspergillaceae. The transcript has 3 exons. Bases 47 to 1915 code for a protein of 622 amino acids.
CAUCCAUCCCUGCAUCCUUAUUCUGUCCCCCUCCCCGCAUAUCGCCAUGAACAGCUGUCGAGGACGAGCGAGGAAACGUUCCUUAUGGGACACCCAAAUUUCGGAUCUUUUCUGGCCUGUAGUAUUGCUUUCAGGCCUCGUCUCCGCUUAUCAGCCCGUAUACUUCGGCUCCCGACAAUCGUCGCCCUUUCUUCCCCCUCAGAUCCCUUUAGCGGAGUCCCCAUCACUUGAUGGCACCCAUGAGUUCACUCUUCGCCACAUGUUCCAUCGAGGGACGUAUCAAGAUCCCGAUCUCCACCUAAGGCUAGACAUUCACCCGGAGACCCGUCUUCGGGCCGUUUCAGAGGAUGGUGUCGAAUCCGAACCUGUCGCAGUCAACACCCCGCUGAUUGCAUCGUCCAAACCCCUCACCAUUCAACGGCUUGCAGAUCGACGACUUUCCGUUAUCGAUGAUUAUCUAUUUGCCGCCAGGUCCUCAGGGUCGGCGGUCGCUUUGUCACCUGAUGCUUGGGUCAUGGACACGCUAGCCGGCCCUAAUGUAACAGAUAAGAAGACGGUCAUCACUAUGGCAAUGAUGACUGCAAACGAUUACAUUGAGGAGCCUGGCACGGGUGACUGGCAGGAUGUACACGGCCGUUUCAACCAUUCCGGAAGCUUUGGAUGGCAGGGUGACGGACUACGAGGGCAUGUCUACGCCGACCAGACAAACAGUACUGUCGUUAUUUCUAUCAAAGGAACAUCUCCAGCGCUUUUUGACGGAGAGGGUACCACCACGAACGAUAAAAUCAACGACAAUCUGAUGUUCAGCUGCUGCUGUGGCCAGGGUGGUUCAUAUCUUUGGCGUCAGGUGUGCGACUGCCAGACAACGCUUUACACGGCCAAUCUUACCUGCAUCGUUGAGGCGAUGCAGGACGAAAAUCGAUACUACCGUGCUUCGUUAGAUCUCUACUCAAACGUGAUUGAGAUGUACCCCGAUGCAAAUAUUUGGCUGGCAGGCCAUUCCUUGGGAGGCGCCGUGGCCAGCUUACUCGGUCUGACGGUAGGUGUGCCAGCCGUUACUUUUGAGGCCGUCCCGGAGGCACUGCCUGCCGCUCGUCUCGGCCUUCCCAGCCCUCCAGGUCACGACUCAAGAUUUCCCCAGUCCCGUAAGUUCACCGGGUCUUAUCAUUUUGGGCACACUGCGGACCCUGUGUACAUGGGGACCUGCAACGGCGUUAGUUCUGCCUGUACGUGGGGUGGGUAUGCCAUGGAGUCCGCAUGCCAUACUGGCCAGAUGUGUGUUUAUGACACCGUGGAAGACAAAGGAUGGCGUGUUGGACUGAACAGACACCGCAUCAAUUUUAUUAUUUCCAACGUUCUGGAGAGCUACGAUGAGUUGCCGCCUUGUGCUCCCGAGGAAGAAUGCUACGACUGCGAACUCUGGAAGUUCUUCCGCAGCAACGGUUCCGAGAUCACCACGACGACGACUUCAACAACGUCUACUUCAACUUCCUUUUCCAGUACCCGAACGACGACCUGCAAGACCCCGGGAUGGUGGGGCUGCCUGGACGAGACGACUACAACAGAGCCGUCUGCUACGUCCACAUCCACAUCCACAUCAACCUGCAAGACCCCGGGAUGGUUUGGCUGUAAAGACCCGACGACUACUUCGGAUGCAACCAGCCGGCCAACCAUCACGACCACUGAGCCCAUCUCCUCGACUACCACAUGUAAGCAUCCCGGCUGGUUUGGCUGUCGCGAUCCCACCUUAACCACUACUCCCACGGCUACUGCCUCCCGGACGCCGCCUCCCGAUACCAGCUCCAAAUCAUUUGACUUUUGGUUACCUUUUUACUUUCUGCUGACAACAUCUGCCCCCUGGGGCCUGGAAACCGCAGUGUUGUCUACACAUUACAUAUUGUAUACUUUGGCAUAA